Molecule: messenger RNA, 1581 nt
Organism: Trypanosoma brucei brucei TREU927
Lineage: Eukaryota; Euglenozoa; Kinetoplastea; Trypanosomatida; Trypanosomatidae
Product: variant surface glycoprotein
Exons: 1
Coding region: 1-1581 (526 amino acids)
Source: RefSeq, a predicted model, not a curated record
AUGCACACCGCACUAAUUUGCGCGGUAUUACUUACAAUGGCGAUGGUGUUGCGACAGCAGGCACAAGGUGCCGUGAAAGACAACGAACACGGCGGUGAUUGUGCCGCCCUUUGUGGCCUCAUCCAAUUUGCCGAACCAAAUACGCCAGCUAUCAGCCUUCCUCAAGAGAUAACAGAAAUAGCUGACGAACUGUUGGCAGUGAACCUGAGCAUGAGCGAAGCUGCACUUCAGCAACUAGUAACAAAGCACAAAGACAAGAGCUGGGAUGACAUUCCAGCCAGCGACAAACCAGCCGCACAACCUUACAAGGAGCACUGGCAGCACUGGCAAAAGUUGGCAGCAGACCCAAAACCGGAAACUGUAAAAUUCAAACUAGAGCAGUUCAGAAAAGUCAGUCAAAACACCAUGGCAAAAAACAAAUUUCAUCUUAUAGCUGACGCGGCGUUGGAGUUAGCGACAGAGGCAAAAAUGCUACUGCAGAAGAAAACCAAAACGGAUAUAGACACAAAACUAACAAAAGCACUAAAUGGCAACAAUGCACCCACAAACACGUUCACGUUUUCAGGCAAGACCCGAUCGCAACUGUGCGGAACUGGAACGACAACACCUGGAGAACAAGCCGGAAAGGCGUUAUUGGUUGACCUUUUGUGCAUUUGUGCGGGUGCCAAUACAGAUACCACAGCAGGCAAAAGCUGCUGCAAGGGAUGCGAAACAAACCCAAACCACGAUGAGUGGCAACCAGCUACAAACGCCAAACUACGAGCCGAACACAUAGCCAAGCAAUGCCCAACCACAAGGGCAACAGCAGAUAAGAGCACAACAAAGCUCCACCACCUGCUAGGAGAUUUCUAUACGCAAGUAAACACGGCAAAAGGCACAGGACAAGAGAUGAAAUACGCCCUCGGAACUGUCGGCGGCAACGGAAACGACGGUUGCACCGGCAAGGUAGGAAGCACCAACAACGGCAGAUGCGUCAAGUACACGGACAACAGCAUUCUUAAGGGGACACCGCAACUUGACUGGGUGCAGAACCUCAUCGACGCCGCUGCCGACUAUGACGCAAGGACAGACAACAUGAACAAGAUACAACGGAUAGCGGAUAAAAUGGAGGUACUAAACAAAACCGCAACAGCAUUGCUUUGGGAACAACAGCCAGUCCCAAUCCUCCAAACAAAAGCGGCAACAACUACAACUCAUCAAACAGCAGAGGAGACAAAACAAGAAUGUAAGGCGAUAACGAAAGCAGCUGACUGCAACAGCAAUGGAAACUGCAAAUGGACCAAACCAGACGUAAAAACAGGAACUCACUGCGAAUUAAAUACGACAACGAGCGAACAAGCAGCCCAAACAGGCGGAGGAGCUGCAGGAGCAACCACAACUGUAAAAUGCUCUGAUUAUGGCACGAAAGACAAAUGCGAAGAAGUCAACAAAGGAAAAGACAAACCUGUCUGCGGCUGGAGAAUAGGCAAAGAUAAUGAAGAUGAUAAAGGUACAGAAAAAUGCCGUGAUUCCUCUAUUCUACCAAACAAACACUUCGCCCUCAGCGUGGUUUCUGCUGCAUUUGCGGCCUUGCUUUUUUAA